UUUUCAGUUACUGCCUGAGAACGAAACGAAACGCAUCGAAUAAUUUAAGUUUUCUUUCGAAACCGAGUUAAAUAAAAUAUAAUUUUGCAAUGGAUUGCGGCGGAGUAUUUGUGAAAUAUGUGCUCUUUAUAUUCAACAUAUUGUUUGUGAUAUGCGGAAUUUUGCUUAUCACCUUCGGCUCCAUUAUGGUGUCCACCAUAAAGGAUUUCUCGGGUGUCGGCGAAACCUUCACAGCCAACAGCGUGGCCAUCAUCAUCUUGGCCCUCGGCUGCAUUAUCUUCUUGGUGGCCUUCAUGGGCUGCUGCGGUGCCAUUCGCGAGAAUUCCUGUGCCCUGACCUCGUAUUCUGUUGUCAUGCUGGUGCUGCUGAUCAGUCAACUGGCCCUCAUCAUCUACGUCUGGGUGGACCACGUCCAGAUACAGCAGUCCCUGGAGAAGAUCGUUCAAACCAUUUGGGAUCAGCGCAAAACCGAUGCUCUACUCAUGGACACUCUGCAACGUUCGUUCAAGUGCUGCGGCUUGAAUGGCUUCGCUGAUUACGGUGUCACAUAUCCCGCUUCCUGCUGCGACUCUCCCUCAAACGGAACCUGCGGAAUAACCCAAGUCAUGACUCGGUCCAGUUGCCUUAAGGCCGUUGAUUCGUUCUGGGACACCAACGUGAAUAUCAUCAAGUACGCCGGUCUGGGAGUGACUGCUGUGGAGCUUGUGGCCUUCAUCUUCGCUUGCUGCUUGGCCAACCAGACUCGUAACUCCCAGAGACGCCAGAACUACUAAUGCUGAGGCAUCUUUUAAUAUUACACAUAGUAAUAAUGUUAUCUCCUGACCUACCUAAAAACAUAAAGUAGACAUAUGAAUAAAUUUUUAAAAACUUACUUAAAUGCCAA
Drosophila eugracilis is the source of this 883-nucleotide messenger RNA. Its product is annotated as 23 kDa integral membrane protein. The record is from RefSeq and is a predicted model, not a curated record. Lineage: Eukaryota; Metazoa; Arthropoda; Insecta; Diptera; Drosophilidae. The transcript is spliced from 5 exons. Gene Ontology annotation, cellular component: membrane. The coding region runs from base 90 to 773 and encodes 227 amino acids.